AUGUGGAAAGUAGCUAUACCUGGUUGGAGACUAGGAUGGAUAAUAGUACACGAUGAAUUUGGAGUUCUUGAUGACAUUCGAAAAGCUUUAAACUCUUUGUCUCAAAGAAUAAUCGGCAGCAAUACCUUAAUCCAAGGUGCUCUACCAGCAAUUUUAAGAAACACACCCCAAAGUUUCUUCGAUUCGUUAACCAAUACCUUGGCUUUAAACGCCAAAGUAGCCUUCGAAGAAUUAAAGAAUGCCAGAGGUCUUACUCCAUUUAUGCCUCAGGGCACAAUGUAUAUGUUGGUUGAAAUACAGAUGGCGAAAUUUCCAAUGUUUGAAAAUGGAUUGGAAUUUGCAAAAAAGAUGAUGGAGGAAGAGUCUGUUUUCUGUUUACCUGGCGACUGUUUUGCAAUAUCAGGAUUUCUUAGACUUGUGAUUACAGUUCCAGAAGAGUUGAUAAGGGAAGCUUGUCAGAGAAUGACUGAAUUUUGCAAUCGUUAUUAUACACAUUAG
Molecule: messenger RNA, 498 nt
Organism: Diabrotica virgifera virgifera (western corn rootworm)
Lineage: Eukaryota; Metazoa; Arthropoda; Insecta; Coleoptera; Chrysomelidae
Product: tyrosine aminotransferase-like
Exons: 3
Coding region: 1-498 (165 amino acids)
Biological process (GO): biosynthetic process
Molecular function (GO): pyridoxal phosphate binding
Source: RefSeq, a predicted model, not a curated record